Molecule: messenger RNA, 877 nt
Organism: Synchiropus splendidus (mandarinfish)
Lineage: Eukaryota; Metazoa; Chordata; Actinopteri; Syngnathiformes; Callionymidae
Product: NPC intracellular cholesterol transporter 2-like
Exons: 5
Coding region: 143-592 (149 amino acids)
Biological process (GO): intracellular cholesterol transport; cholesterol efflux
Molecular function (GO): cholesterol binding
Source: RefSeq, a predicted model, not a curated record
AGGCUCGAGUAUAAAUGAGUGCGUCUCCGGUCUCGUGACAGAAGGAAGUCGGAGUUCAGAGGAGGAGGAAGGUUCUGGGUGAGUGGAAGUAGCAAAGUGACCAUCGACGCUGCACGGCUGUCAGGACAUCCAAGGUGAAGGAAUGGAUUUGCGAUCUGGACUGUUGAUUCUCUCGUGUCUGAUUGGACUCACCUGUGCGGUACCGGUGAAAUUUGCUGACUGCGGGUCUACGGUUGGUAAAGUCACCAUUGUGGACAUUACUCCUUGCACCACUCAGCCUUGCCCACUCCACAAAGGACAGUCGUACACCGUCAACGUGACGUUCAACAGUGAUGUCGUGAGUCAGUCCAGCAAAGCGGUCGUCCACGGCAUCAUCGCCGGCCUGCCGGUCCCCUUCCCCAUUCCCAUUGAAGACGGCUGCGAGUCUGGAAUCCAGUGCCCCAUCCAGAAGCAGGCCACUUACCAUUACAUCACCACUCUACCCGUGAAGACCGAGUAUCCCACGAUGCGGCUGGUGGUGAAGUGGGAGCUGCAAGACGACCACACCGAUGACUUUUUCUGCAUCAAGUUCCCCGUCAGUAUCGUGAGCUAGAGGUGCCUCCGCACCGCCUGCCAGGUGUUGGGCCUUUCUUUAAACAGAUUAACAAAUCGAAAUCAACGAUUUUAAGAUGCAGCAUUCCACUUCUGCUCAUCCAUGAUUCAUUAACUCAAUGAUGAUAAACAAGAAGUGGGACGAUGUCCUGGGUGUGUGGCUGCUGACUUGCAUUCCACUGCGGUGCCAAGACUGCGCCGCCGGUUGCAUUCUCCUUUGCUUUUGUAAUUCUCUCCCACCUUUGUACUUGAGUCAGUCUUGAAAUUAAAACUAAUAAAGUAACAA